AUGGCAAGAAAAAGAAAAGCAAAGAGACAUAAAUAUCAAUCGCUGAGAAAGCUUUCGAUCAUCAUUUGCCACAGUCUCGAUCAUAAUUUUGGGGUCAAUACACUAAAUUUGAUUUCGUAUUUUUCUAACAACUCUUCAUGGUUCGUCAUUGUGAAAUGGAUCACUUUGCGCAGUCAUGAGAACCUGCCAGGAAUAUUUUGUAAUUUACUCAGAUAUAUUCAUGAAAGAUAUCCUAGAAGUUUAUUAUUUGAUUUAAUAAGAAUUCAAGACGAUGUUGAAGACUAG
Clunio marinus is the source of this 285-nucleotide messenger RNA. Lineage: Eukaryota; Metazoa; Arthropoda; Insecta; Diptera; Chironomidae. The record is from the annotation of a GenBank genome assembly.